AUGAGGAACGGUGACCACCAAGACUGCGAAAAACUUGAUGCCCUGGACAAGGCCUUGCUCGACGAAAGCGUGGAUCCAGUCGAUCUACCUUUCUCGCUCCUCAAGUUAGUCACGCAGGAUUUCUCUGAAGCUCGAGAAAUCGGCAGGGGCGGGUUUGGAGCGGUCUACAAGGGAGUGCUUCCAAGUGGUAGCACCGUUGCCGUGAAGAAGCUCUUCGAGAGCUUCCAGAUCCUGGACAAGAAUUUCCGGAGCGAGAUCGCCUGUCUCAUGGGGGUCAAGCACAAGAAUAUCGUACGGUUUGUUGGAUACUGCUCUGAUACGCAGCACGUGAUCAGGCCGUACGACGGGAAGCUUGUCUGGGCAGAGGUGCGGCAAAGGCUUCUCUGUUACGAGUACCUGCACAAAGGGUGCCUUGCUGACUAUCUCUCUGAUGCAUCUUGUCGACCUAUGUGGACCAUAGAUUAUCAAAUAAUUAAGGGGAUCUGUGAGGGUGUACAUUAUCUUCAUCAACAUCGUAUUAUUCACAUGGAUCUCAAGCCUCAGAACAUACUAUUGGAUGAUAACAUCGUGCCAAGACUUAUUGAUUUCGGUCUAUCACGGCGCUUAGAUGAAAGCAAGAGUCGGGCUAUUACUAUAAGCACGGUUGGGACGAGGGGAUAUAUGGCACCGGAAUUCAUAGAUGACGGAGAAAUUACCUUCAAAACAGACAUAUAUAGUUUGGGCAUCAUAAUUAUGGAGAUCCUUACGAGACGUAAGAAGCGCUCCAAUUUGAAGGAGGUAGUUGAAUGUUGGAUGAACAAGUUCGGGGCAUCAGAGAGCCAGACAACACUGAACCAAGUAAAAGUGCAACCACUCACUAGUAAGCACAUACACUCGAACAGUAAUUAUAUAGUGAUUUCUGCUAACCUUGUUUUCAUUUUUAUUGCAAAUAAACUUUGCCUCCAAGCACAGCAAUGA
Molecule: messenger RNA, 957 nt
Organism: Triticum aestivum (bread wheat)
Lineage: Eukaryota; Viridiplantae; Streptophyta; Magnoliopsida; Poales; Poaceae
Product: cysteine-rich receptor-like protein kinase 7
Exons: 6
Coding region: 1-957 (318 amino acids)
Biological process (GO): protein phosphorylation
Molecular function (GO): ATP binding; protein kinase activity
Source: RefSeq, a predicted model, not a curated record